AUGAGUCAAUAUACAUCAAUUGAGAAAAUUCCCCUUAUUAUACAAGAUCUUCGUACUCAAUUUAAAACAGGUUUCACAAAAGAUCUCACCUUUCGUAAGCAGCAAUUGCACAAUUUGAUCCGCUUUCUAGAAGAGAACAAGAAGGUUCUAUUUGAAGCUGUCUGGAAAGACUUGCAUAAGCACAAGCUGGAAUGUGAUGUGGGCGAAAUAUCUCCCAUCAUUGAUGAAUGCAAAUAUUUUAUUAAGCAUUUGGACAGAUUGACUAAAGCAGAAGUAACCACAAAGCGGUUCCUGAUGAACGCUACAGAUAAGACUUUUGUAAGAAAAGAACCAAAAGGGCUUGUAUUGAUCAUAGGUAGGAAAACGCUUGUUUCUCAACAUACCGCAGAAGUAAUAGCCAAGCUUUUGCCUCACUACCUUGACGCACGUGCCUAUUCAGUCAUAACAGGUGGUGUGCCAGAAACUACUGCUGUUUUAGAAAAUCAAUUCGACCAUAUCUUUUAUACCGGUAAUGGGCAGGUCGGCAAGAUCGUUAUGAGUGCAGCAGCCAAACAUCUUACUCCAGUUACACUUGAGCUGGGUGGUAAAUCUCCGGCUUUUAUUGCUGAAGAUGCAGAUGUGAAUAUUACUGCUCAUCGUCUUUUGUGGGGCAAAUUCUUCAACAAUGGACAGACUUGCGUCGCGCCCGAUUAUGUUUUGUGCGUUGAGAGUAAACUGAAAACCUUUCUUGAAGCCUGCCGUGAAACCAUCGAUGAAUAUUAUGGUAAACACCCUCAACGAUGCCCAUCAUAUGGUCGUAUUGUCAAUACACGUCAAUUUGAUCGCUUAAAAGGUAUGUUGGAUCAAUGUGAUCCUGAUACGAUUGUUGUCGGUGGUGAAACCGAUCGAGAAGACCUUUAUAUAGCACCUACAAUUGUAAGCCCUGUCGAUCCUGACACUCACCCGCUUAUGCAACAAGAGAUCUUUGGUCCGAUCCUUCCUGUUAUUCCUAUUCGUAAUAUUGAUGAGGGUAUUCAGAUUGUGAAUGCCCGAGAUCACCCUUUGGCUCUCUAUGUCUUUGCUGGACCCAGCUACAACUACAACAAGAUCCUUGAUCAUACUUCUUCUGGUGGUGUCCUUAUAAAUGAUGUAUUGAUGCACAUACAAGAACUCUCUUUACCUUUUGGCGGCGUAGGACCUUCUGGUACCGGUAACUAUCAUGGUGAUAAGUCAUUUGAGACCUUUACCUAUUUCCGUUCUACAAUGGUAAAGGAUUUGAAGUCUGAAUCCGUUGUAGCUGUUCGUUAUCCUCCUUAUACCAAUGAUAAGAAUACUGUCCUGAAUCUUCUUGUUUAUGGAUUCCCUAGCCGUGUUGGUGCCAAAAUUACAACCUUUACAAAUGUAUGUGGCGCCUUGUGGAAUUUCUUCUUCAAAAAGCCAGAUGCCGCUGCUUAUGAUAGUAAGCUGUAA
This is a messenger RNA of Mycotypha africana, 1449 nucleotides long. RefSeq names its product Aldehyde/histidinol dehydrogenase. Gene Ontology annotation, cellular component: cytoplasm. NCBI's taxonomy places the organism in Eukaryota, Fungi, Mucoromycota, Mucoromycetes, Mucorales, Mycotyphaceae. The transcript has 6 exons. The coding region runs from base 1 to 1449 and encodes 482 amino acids. Gene Ontology annotation, biological process: aldehyde metabolic process. Gene Ontology annotation, molecular function: aldehyde dehydrogenase (NAD+) activity. The record is from RefSeq and is a predicted model, not a curated record.